This is a messenger RNA of Cynara cardunculus var. scolymus (artichoke), 1545 nucleotides long. RefSeq names its product probable galacturonosyltransferase-like 1. The record is from RefSeq and is a predicted model, not a curated record. Lineage: Eukaryota; Viridiplantae; Streptophyta; Magnoliopsida; Asterales; Asteraceae. Gene Ontology annotation, molecular function: glycosyltransferase activity. Bases 1 to 1035 code for a protein of 344 amino acids. Gene Ontology annotation, cellular component: Golgi apparatus. The transcript has a single exon.
AUGCCUUUAUCAAAUCUCUCUCCCCUGUUAACAACAUUUCUACUGCUUAUCGCCACCACCUCCACCUCCACCUCCACCGUCUCUCUCUCCUUCAAAGAAGCACCUAAAUUCUAUAACUCACCCACCUGUCUUCCCGCCAUUCAUAUCUGCUCCGAUAAUGCAGUUCACGUCGCCAUGACUCUUGAUUCCGCCUACCUCCGAGGAUCCAUGGCGGCCAUCCUUUCCGUCCUCCAACACUCUUCUUGCCCAGAAAACAUCCGUUUCCAUUUCGUCGCCUCCGCCUCCGCCCACACCGACAACAUCCAGCUCAUGAUCAGCACCUCCUUCCCGUACCUCCGCUUCCACGUCUACAGAUUCGACGACUCCGCCGUCUUGGGUCUUAUCUCCACCUCCAUUCGUUCCGCCCUCGACUGCCCACUCAACUACGCUCGCAACUACCUAGCCGACCUCCUCCCGGUUUGUGUCAAAAAAGUGGUCUACCUCGACUCCGACCUCGUACUGGUCGACGACAUUGCUAAGCUCGCCGCCACGCCCUUCGGAGACGACAACGACCGGAAAGUUCUCGCGGCGCCGGAAUAUUGCAACGCCAACUUCACCUCUUACUUCACUCCGACGUUCUGGUCAAACCCAUCUCUCUCCGUCACCUUCUCCGACCGCCACGCAUGUUACUUCAACACCGGAGUGAUGGUGAUCGAUCUCGAAAGAUGGCGCGAAGGAGAUUACACAACAAAGAUUAUAGAAUGGAUGGAGCUUCAGAAAAGAAUGAGGAUAUACGAGCUGGGAUCACUUCCUCCUUUCCUACUAGUGUUCGCCGGAAAAAUAGCUCCGGUGGAUCACCGAUGGAACCAGCAUGGGUUAGGAGGAGACAAUUUUGAAGGUCUUUGCCGGGAUUUACAUCCGGGACCGGUAAGCCUUCUUCAUUGGAGUGGAAAAGGGAAACCAUGGGUUAGAUUAGAUGGAAAUCGAGCUUGCCCAUUGGAUACACUUUGGGCUCCAUAUGAUCUCCUCCAAACUCCAAAUUUUCUUGAAUCUUGAAAAUUUUCAACCAUUUUCCCCAAAUCAUAAUUCCAUACCAUACCACCACCAUACCCGGUAAUCAGGGUCGGGUUGAUAUGAGACCGAUCUGUUUUCAUGAGAUCAAAUUUUUUAACUUGAAACUUCACAACAAAAAUACUGUGACGGUAAAAGAAAAUCCAAACAUCCACAACGAAGACACUGUAAAAAUUACUUUUACGGUGUUUUACUGUGAAGUUUGAAGUGUAAAAAAAUGCUCUCAUGAGUCUCAUGAAAAGAAGUUGGUAGACCAAGUCCCCAUCAAUAUAUAUACACAUAUAUUUACUCACGAUUACCACCUAUUUUCUGUUUGAUGAUUCUAAUUAACCGGUCGAAGAUCAUCAAGAUAAUAUUCUAAUCAUCGGUAUGUUCUCUGGGGAAGACAUGUUGCAUGUAUAUUAUAUAUAAUAUAUAUACACGUAUUAGUUUUGAAUCUUUUUUACUAGUAUAGUAUUGUAAAAAAAAACGAAGUUAAAUGUAAAAUAUAAUCUU